Acanthoscelides obtectus is the source of this 7366-nucleotide messenger RNA. NCBI's taxonomy places the organism in Eukaryota, Metazoa, Arthropoda, Insecta, Coleoptera, Chrysomelidae. The record is from the annotation of a GenBank genome assembly.
AUUGUUGCAGAUACCAGGAAACAAACUUCAAGCCGCAUGAUGGAUCUCAGAAGCAUCUACCUCUUCCUCCUCUGGACCACCGCCACACUAAUGGCUGAAGAAGAAGAAGACUUCACCCAAAAGUGCAACAAGUGCUCGUGCAGAUGGGCCAAUGGCAAAAGAACAGCCAACUGUACGAACCUAAACUUCAAUUCAAUCCCCAACGACCUUAGCAGUCUCAUACGAGAAAUAGACUUUUCCUACAACCCUAUCUACCGAUUGGACAAAAAGAUCUUCGCGGACGCGAACUUGUCCAAUGUCCAUAAGCUGAAGUUGCAGAACUGCAGCAUAGAAUACGUUGACCAAAAAGCCUUCUAUCAGUUGGCUCUGCUCAUAGAGUUAGAUCUAGCUAGGAAUUAUAUUAAGAAACUGCACAAACACGUCUUUCGGGAGACAGUGAAGAUGAGGAUACUCAUAUUGAGUUACAAUCACAUCAAGAUUUUGGACGAUGAGCUGUUCAGGAACAUGUCUUAUUUGCAAAGGAUAUCGUUGGACCAUAAUCAAAUAGAGUCGAUAUCGCCGGAGACGUUCCAGAAUCUUCCAUCUCUGUCGCACAUUGACUUAGGAGACAAUAGGUUGCAGACCUUAGAUUUUGAUUUGAAGAAAACCCUGCCCAGACUGAAUAGCUUAAAUGUUGAAGGCAAUCCUUGGAUCUGCGACUGCCAUCUACAGGAAUUCCGACAAAGUGCCAUAAAGAAUAGCCUAAUCACAACGCGAACUGACUGUGAUAGUCCGCCAAAGCUGAAAGGCAGAGCUUGGCAGGACAACGUAGUGUUUGCAUGUGCUCCGCAAAUCAUUGAACCAGUUCCACUAACACAGAUAGAAGCAAAUUCAGCUAACGUCACAUUGACCUGCAAGGUGACUGGUGAUCCCACUCCUGAUGUUGAUUGGACAAACGGCGGGAUGAUUGUAGAAAGAGAUCCAAGAAAAAAUAGGCAGAAGUAUGUUAUUGCGAGGAAAACCACUAUAGAUGGUUAUACGUGGAAUAAUUUGACGAUAGUGAAUGUUAACUACAGGGACCGCGGCGACUACAAGUGCAUCGCCAAGAACCCAGGCGGCGAGGACGAGAGGAACAUCACGGUACUGAUACCAGCAGGUACCAGCGGCGGGAUAGUACCGGGUUCAGUGUCGAACAGCGUAUACUGGAUCGUGGGUCUGUCACUUGGGUUCCUAGUCGUACUGCUCGCACUCCUGUUGGUGGCAUUUUGUAUGUGCAAACGGCCGCCAAGGGGACAACCCGGGAAGAAUAGGGGACAGGAACACAACGAUAGUAGCGAAGAGUAUAUCAACAUGAGUGGAGGGCAUGCUGAUAUCAAAAAGGGCUUGAUAACGGACGUAAACCCUGUCACAAAACCACCAAGGACUUCAGUACCCCCGUCUGUGGUCAGUGGUGGCACCGAAGUUAGCGAUGUGAAAAGAAAUCUACUAGACAACGAUUCAGUGUUCGAAUGUGACGAUGAAUCCCGUUCGAUAGAUUUCGAACAACCGCUGCUGCGCAAGUCCCAACCUCUUUUGGACUCACCGAUUGGCCCUGGGGGACAGGCCCUUCAUUACCCGCCUGAUCUUCUGCCCUUUCCAGCUGCCGCUGCCAGAGCUGCACAGGUGUCCCCAGCUGCCAGCUGUGCGUCCACCGUAGCAGACACAGCUCGCCUGCCAUGUCCGCAAUCACCGUUACAUAGUCCAGUGUACGACCAACUUAGUCUGUACAGAUCAGAACAAUACAGAACACUGCCCUACUCCAGGUCCCAUUCGCCUUUCGUUGCACCUGGUCAGAUCGCCCAAGCUCAGCCCAGAGUUCCCAGGCAUGGUUAUGUGACAAUGCCGCGCCGCCCCCGCCAGCAAUCCUGGUCUUCUGAACCACCCCUACUGUCCGACCUCGGCGAGCCCUUGUACGACAAUCUGGGCAAGCGGACUACGGCUACAGGAGCCAUCAGCACCCAGUCUUUGGACAAGCUGGACAGCAAUGGGAAGGCCACGGCCACCAGCACUCCCAGAACCAAUAGGAUGUUGAGUCCGGUUACCACCCCCGGGGGAUGCGACCCCAUCCAGGAAUUGCAUGAACAUUCGCCGCCAACGAUGGCCAGCCAAACGUUACCCAGGAACCACGUUCUAAGCUCAUCAUCGAAGCCCCCAGUCUCCUCGCGAACCCAAUGGGCGCGAUCGAACGCCGAAGCGCUCCGCAGCCCUGAGAAGCGCAACUCGACCGCUUCCUUACCUCCAGCAUCGCUGGCAGCACCGAUCGCUGACGGCCAGCAACCGCCCACAACGACGAAGACGACCAAAGUUCCUCCAAGGCCACCGCCCAAACCCAAAAAGAGGCUAUCCACGUCUGGUACAAGCACCGGGCCGCUGUUUGAGGAUGAAGGAGAGGAUGGCACAGAGGUGUGAGACUGGCUUAGGUCAGUGCACGAGGCACUGAUCGUCGCGACAGCUGCGGCAGCCGGAACUUAGCCGGAACCGCAACCGGAACCGGAACUGGAGCAGCAAGUGAUCCGUAUGAGUUGACGUGAACGCGUGUGUUAAGAUAUUACUGUAGUUGUAAAUGAUGCACGGGAAGCCCUGUAGGCUGGUCGCAUGCGGUAUAAAUAUAGAGAGGGUUCGAUUUCGACCUGACAAGGGUUAAUGUUCUAUUUGAAAUUCAUUUUUAUUUCGGUUGUGUGUUGUAAGGCACUAUCCUCACCAAAAGCAACACGUUGGUAACUCGACUUCAACCCGAUUUCGUCUGGUUCUGUGGUUGUGAAAAAUGUCAUGAGGUACAGUUCUUUUCAAGAUUUUUCACGAUUACAAUAUCAUACGUAAGUGAACAGAUUCACUAACUGUACCUUGUGCUGAAAUUAACUUCUCAACGCAGCAUCUACUCACUGUUGCACACAAACAUGGAUUGAGUGACAAGAGGGCCGCUGUUUUCAUUCACCCGCUAAAAAUACUCCAAUAAAUUUAAAAGACUGUUGUGGUAUUUGUAUUCAUCAAACUCCCAAUACAGUAGGAAUAAUAAACCAUAACAAAUCAAGGAUCUGCGGAACACCUUGUCUGCAUACAUAUUUCGUGAGUCUGAUAAUCUGAAACAUAAUUCACUUACUUCUCACAUUUCUUUUAUCAACUUUACCUCUCCUGGAAAGUUUUCAACACCGCUGCUACAACUGAAUCGCUUCAAAGAACAUAAAAACGCGAUGGAGAAGUGCUUUUAACGCAUUAUCAAUGAUUUAUUGCGAAUACGUUCGCAACCUUAACUGCAGGGUUACAGUGACAUCCACAAGCCAAACUCGGGUUGGAAUCGAAUUGCUUUUGGCGACUAUUCCUUAACUUGACCACAAAAGCCAACAUUGACAAAACACCAUAACAACUGUCAUUUAAAAAACGAUUCUAACUGCCUUGUUUUCGCCAAAAAAACGAACUCUAAAAUCGACCAAAUUGGUGGGGCUUGGAUUUUAAAUCGUGAUGUGUACUAACUAAAAAUUCUAUUCAAUUUAACUGAAAUUGCGAGUACUGCUUCAAAAUUUGUAUACCCAAGGAAUAAAAAAGCUCGGACAAUGUAACUCGGAACAAGAAGAAUACGGGAAAGAUUUUACUAAGACUUUCAUGUAAGGUUGUGAGGAAAUCAAAGUUUAUUCGAAAAAUGAAUCCUCGAUGUUGGAUUUCAUCCAAUUGAAACACAUUUUAAUUCAAAACUCCAAGUCCAUCAAAUAAAUCUAUUGUUAUAAAAGUGUCUAGUUAGAAACUUGAAUAUUUCUUCUAUAUUUACAAAAAAAAAUGGCCCAUGUCAAGUUCGGAAAACAAUCUUCUCAUUUCCUUACCACCAAUUUAACUUGUGGAAAACAAUUUUAUCUUGAUUUCAAUAUCGAUAACAUUUUGUUCCAUUUCAAAUUUUGAAGAGCUAAAUUUGGAUUUAGUAAAAAAUAAGUCUAUCCGUUAAACUGAUAAUUGUCAGAUAUUAAACCAUAAUAAUUGGCUAAUGGUGGAGAUUCUUAUAAUUUUCCAGUGAGAUCGGACACUUGACUUUUGUAUUGCCUUUAUCUUCCUUACGGAAUCACUGAUGUUAAUUCAGUCGAAGACUUGUAGAUAUGUUAACGUUUAUCUAUGUCCAGAUUGAAAGCAUGGAUGAAAACAAAUUGUGCUGAAUCAACUGAAAGUUGAAAUCCCAUCAAAAAAUAUUGAACAGAAGUUACAAAACAGCAAACAAAACAUCAAGCAUUGCCUCUAAAUUUUAUUCUAGCCAAAAAUUGACCAUUUAAUACGUGCUUGAUAUUCUGUCAGAUUCUGUUUUCCUGGCCAAUGAAUCCAGCAGAUUUCUAAAAAAUACUAUUUAUAUUACGUCCCAAAAAAUUAAUCAAAUAGAACUCUAUAUAUGUCUUGUGAAACACACUUACGUACGCAAGUCUCAAGAAUCCACUAACACAUGGAACUUGAUCAUGGUGGUCCAAAUUUAUAUGGAAACGUAAUGUAUCAAAAAUCUUUGGGGCGACAACUGAUCUCUUUAUAUUCUAUGAGUACACGGAGUGAUUUUUAAGUAUACAUAGUUACGUUUUAAAUGAAACACUAAUAAACCUUUGGUGAUUUAUUAUAUAUUUAUGUAAAAUAUGUUUCCAGUUGUAGAUAAUACGAAUGAACGCUUGAAUCCUUGAAUGUAAAGGUCAGUCUGUUUAAAUGCAUUCGGCAUGUCAAAAUCUAAUGAAAAAUGUAAAGACUAUUCACCACGAUAUUUCAGCACAGCCAUACAUAUUAGUCUUGAUAUUCAGUAGAGAAAAGAUUCACUUCCUCUAAUCAUUGAUGAAUGAUUUGAAAUGUAGUCAACAGUUAUCUCGCCUGGUUCUUUUUUAUUGUACACCGAAAUUUCCGAAUAACUUUCGGCGAAGCAAUUCCCAAAAAAGCGUUAACAUUACUAGAAAUUACGAAGCAGCCAUUUGAAUGAUUUCGACCAUCCCAAAUUCUCCCCAUGAAGGUGAUUUUUCAACAUCGGGAAGAGAAGAAAGUCACAAGGACUCAAGUCGGGCGAUUAAGGAGGCUGAGGAGCCACAUGAAUGUUUUUACUGGCCAAAAACUCGGUUAUUGACAUUGCUGCAGUAGUAUUAUCGUGAUAUAACACCCUGUUGUUCUUGACCUGAUGUACGGUGGUGAUAGUCAAAUUUAACACUUCACCAAUCAUUCUGACCGUCAACCGGAUUCCGUCGAUAUUUUCAUCGGUUCGUGGUUCAUUUUCGAUCGACUCUCUUCCUUCUGAAAAUGCCUUAAACCAACGAAAAAGCUGGGCUCUCAACAAGACACUAUCUGCAUAGGUCUCUUUAACAGUAAUUUCCAUUGCACUGUGCAAAUACUGAUAGCACACCGUUGCUUGAAAUUGAUGCUCAACAUCGCUGCGGGCAACCAAAUGACUCGGGCGAGUUCAAACUUGUACUGAAGGUGGAUCACAUGUUCCCCUCCAACCCCGGCGCCUACAGUGUUGCCAGAUCGAACGCUACGUUGCCAGUCUCAUCACUUAGUUUACAGACCUCGUAUUUUGAAUCUUACUUACCUAUUAUCCGUUAUUUGAUGUCACGUUUUGAGGUAUUGUACUAUCGUGAAAUUGGUAUUCAGACAGAUUCUAAUUCACUGAAGAUGUGUGAGCCUAAAUAAUUUUUUGGUAGCUAAUAGAUUUCUAAAUGCGAACGACUUUAGAAAGACUGACUUGGGGAACUUUUAAAUUGGUUAUAGGCUUAGUAAUUUAUUAAAAAUAAUAUAGAACAAUGAAUGUAACGGUGGCAUGGAGAUUUUAAAAGAGUGUUUUCAAGCAGGGUUCCUAAAUAAUUUUCGAGUGAAACAAGCAUCUUCAUAGCCACCACCAGUGCCUUAAUAUGAAAUUGUAAUGGAUAAAAUACGAUGUAAUUAUAUUGAAUAUAGGCCGAACAUCAGGAGUUUCAAUUACUGCAAUAAUACCAAGUUAAAGGACUCUUCAUACCUAGAUCCACGUCUAUGUAUGUCCAAACCCAAUCAAAAUGCGAGAAGAUCCAUCGCUGACUAAGCUCAAUUUUCAUUGUUUAGUUUAAAUGGGAUUCUUAUCGGAAUUCUGAAUGCUUACCGGAACAUAUUUCAAUAAACCUCAAAGACUUCUGAAGCUCGGCCUACUAUUAAAUGGACUCUUGUGUAUAAACUAAAACCAGAAAAAUAACGAAUCGCUUUUCAUCCCCUUGAUGUAUGCAUGUUUUACCGUUCUCGGGCUUCCACUCCGACUGAUGCUAUAGGCGAAUAAGCGCAAAUAGGUAGACGAUUACAUAAUUUAUUUUAUGUUUCUAAGCAGCCCAGUAAUCAUACAACCGUAUCAUUGAAUAGACUCAGAAGUUACCCUCAAAAGCAUAAGUAUAGCAUUAUAUCAUAGUCAAUGAAAAUGGCAACACUGUAGUGGAUGUUGAACGUCUAGCGUGAGAUAUGAGGGACAGUGUUGCCAUAUGCAUUCUCUAUGCCACUGACUGAGUAGCUUUAAUGGUAAAGCCCAGCACAUUUAAGUACCUCAUAAGCUCUUAUUUUAGAGCACACCAUAAACAUUAUUAUUUACAUCAAACAGAAAGGUCCAUUAAAUAUACGGUUAAGUGGAGAACCAUUUUAAAAAAAGGCAUCCUCUGUAUAUUUCCACAUAUAGUCCUGACGCCAGCCAAUCCAAUAUGAGAUACCAAUGCCUAUAAAUGACCUAAAUCAUUUCUUUUAAGUAAUAUUGAAAUUAUCUGUUAUCCUAGCACACUAAAAUACCAAUAUGUGUUUUACUGGUUCUGCUACGAAGUGUAUUAAAAUUACUGGGCUGAGUGUAGUUACAAAAUAACAAAAGUAAAAUCUGAUGUAACGUUGACCACAAUAAACAGAUUGUCCAGUUAUGUGUUAAACUUCAAAAUGUAAAGGAUGUUAUGAAUUGUUGUUAAGACACAUCUUGACAGAAUUUGUUAAUAUUUUUUAUUGAGUAUAAAGCUCGAUCCUCUACAAGUGCUUUCGGUAAUAUGCUUACAUAAAAUGCAAGGACAUCUUACUUAUAUGUAUUCUGUAUAUAUCCGUCAAAGAAAUAAACUAUAUGACAAUUGUAGAUACUAAACGAAAUUCUCAAAUCAUUCAUACCAUUAUCCAAUUAAGUGCUGUUAAUUUUAAGUUUAUAAUAUUUGUCAUACCUUCUAUUGAGAUAUCUUAUUGACCAAACUUUAAAACCUUAUAGAAUAUAUUUAAUAUGUUUUAAAGUGUUGACAAAGAAUACAGAUUUUAUUUUUGUUAUAAUUAAUUCUGUAAUAAAAGGGUAUGUUGCUUAUAUUUUUAUUUUUAUAUGUAAUUUUAGAUAUAUAGUUUUGAGUUGCUCAACUCAUCAUUUUGUGAUGUA